Molecule: messenger RNA, 1807 nt
Organism: Hypoxylon fragiforme
Lineage: Eukaryota; Fungi; Ascomycota; Sordariomycetes; Xylariales; Hypoxylaceae
Product: Dihydrolipoyllysine-residue acetyltransferase
Exons: 2
Coding region: 321-1694 (457 amino acids)
Biological process (GO): pyruvate decarboxylation to acetyl-CoA
Cellular component (GO): pyruvate dehydrogenase complex
Molecular function (GO): dihydrolipoyllysine-residue acetyltransferase activity
Source: RefSeq, a predicted model, not a curated record
CACUGAACUCAACUUUUUGGAAUCUUUUUUUUUUUUUUUUUUUAAUUUUUAAUUUUCCUCACAUCAUCAAUCGUGUCGCGCCGUCCUCUAAUCCUCACAAUCCCCCCCCUUACCUCCUCAACUCAAUUGGACUCGGUCAAUUCAUUUCAGGUGCUGGCAACUUGUCUGCUCUGUAAUAUUGCGACCCGUCCUUUCCCUUCUUCGCCAACCAUCUUGUUAGUUUGCCCGGCGGACUUUCUUAUUUUAUAGCUAUUUUUCCCUCUUCUUCUUUUCCUUCCGGAGCCGGAGAGCUAUUUUCUUCUACCACCAAAACCACAAUCAUGUUCGGCGCCGUGUUAAGAAGGCAAGGCCUUCUCCGAUCCUCAGCUCUCCGAUCAGGUUUUAUGCCUCUGGCCAGAUACUAUGCCUCGUUUCCCCCGCAUACGCUUGUCAAGAUGCCCGCGCUGUCGCCCACCAUGACAGCUGGUAAUAUCGGUGCUUGGCAAAAGAAGGUCGGAGACACCAUCGCCCCCGGUGAGGUCCUAGUCGAGAUUGAGACGGAUAAGGCUCAAAUGGACUUCGAAUUUCAAGAAGAAGGUGUUAUCGCCAAGAUCCUAAAAGAUGCUGGCGAGAAGGACGUCUCUGUUGGCAAUCCCAUCGCCGUACUCGUCGAAGAAGGCACCGAUGUCUCUGCCUUCCAAUCCUUCACUCUCGCCGAUGCUGGUGGUGAUACCGCACCUCCUGGAUCUGAGGAGAAGAAGUCGGAUGCCCCAUCUGAUUCCAAAUCCGCUCCCGCUCCUACGCCCGCCCCAGAACCGGAACAGUACUCGUCGUCCGAAGGAAAACUCGAAACCGCACUUGACCGAGAGCCCAACAUGACAGCAGCAGCCAAGCGACUGGCUCGGGAGAAGGGUGUCGUAAUUUCUAGCCUCAAGGGUACCGGUCCCGGUGGAAAGAUCACCGAGGAUGAUGUGAAGAACGCCGUCUCGACCUCCGGAUCCUCCGCUGCCUCUGCCGCCUCUUAUGAGGAUACCCCUCUUUCCAACAUGCGCAAGACCAUUGCCAAACGCCUGCAAGAGUCUGUCAAGGAGAACCCCCACUUCUUCGUCACCAGCCAACUCUCCGUUACCAAGCUACUAAAGCUCCGUCAAGCUUUGAACAGCUCUUCUGAGGGCAAGUACAAGCUGUCGGUCAAUGACUUCCUGAUCAAGGCUAUCGCUGCUGCUUCCAAGAAGGUCCCGGCUGCCAACUCGGCAUGGACUGGAGACGCGAUCCGUCAAUUCAACAACGUUGACGUCUCGGUCGCCGUGGCUACCCCUAACGGUCUUAUCACUCCUAUUGUCACUGGCGUCGAGGGUCGCGGUCUAGAAUCCAUCUCUGCCAAGGUUAAGGAGUUAGCCAAGAAGGCUCGUGAGAACAAGCUCAAGCCUGAGGAGUACCAGGGCGGCACUAUCUCCAUCUCCAACAUGGGCAUGAACGCCGCCGUCGACAACUUCACCGCCAUCAUCAACCCCCCUCAAGCUGCUAUCCUGGCUGUCGGUACCACAAAGAAGGUUGCCAUUCCCGGUGGUGAGGAUGGAACUUCGGUCGAGUGGGAUGACCAGAUCACAGUAACGGCAAGCUUCGACCACAAGGUAGUGGACGGAGCAGUCGGUGCUGAAUGGAUCAAGGAGUUCAAGAAGGUUGUGGAGAACCCUCUGGAGUUGCUUCUAUGAAAGGGAAAAGAAUAUUCAACGGGGGGAUGUGGGCGUCAGGGCAUGAUUGGUCUAUAGAUACGGGAUGACAUCCAUUAUGUAGCAUUAUGCCACGUGAACAUGUAAUAAUAAAC